UUGGGAAACCUUAUGGGCUAGUAUCCACCGUGUGACAAUGUGCUAUCAAGGCCGGACCUAAAAAUUGAGUGCCCUGGGGCUAUUUUCGUCAGAUAUUUGGUAAUAGCUCAGUAGUCGGGACAGGGCAUCGUCUGACUCUAUCGUUGAGAGACAUGGACCAGCCGCGAACGGGACACACUUCAUUGACUAAUUUUAAUUGUUAAUGCUGAUGCUCUGAAUGGGAAAACAAUCAUUUCCCUGUCGUCAUUAUUAAAGAUGUCAGACAAAGCGUAUAGCUGAAUCAAACUGCGGCUCUAUUGGACUUCAAGCGAUAGAUUGGGAUGUAGGCUAUGCGAAAUUGUGCGGUUCGCAUUGGAAUGCGGUUAUCUUUGGAAUAAACAAACGCAUGUGAUGCUAAGGCGCAUCUGCACUGCUGCCAAGAAUAAUAAGACUAUUUGACUGUGGGGAGUUUUCUUGUCAUUGGAUUGCUAAUAAUCCAUCCAGUUGGAUUGUCAAAAACCUAUGAAACGAUUUGAAGGUCGCCUUCGAUUUGAGAUGUUGGCGAUUAACUGCGCUUUAAUUGUAGCGUUCAUGCACAGCGGGACAGCCUCCAGGUGUGUAGACCAUGCCUGCAGUCCUCCCAUGGGCAACCUGGCCAGUGGUAGGACCCUCACCACCCUCUCAGGCUGCUGUGGGAAUGGGUCCCACCACUCCCCAUGCCCCACUCCCCUCCACACCUGUCCAGAUCAUCUCCACCCUCCUGCCCACAUGGUGGAUGAUCCCUUCCUGCACCCAGACACCUGGUGGGGCUCGGGCGUGGGCACUGACCAAGUGGAGGAGGUCCGUCUGGACCUGGAGACCCGUUUCUGUCUGACCCAUGUGGUGCUGCUGUUCCACUCACCCAGGCCCGCUGCCAUGGCCAUGGAGCGCUCGCAGGACUUCGGCCGGACGUGGGAAACACUCAAGCUGUUUGCACAGAACUGCAGUCUGGCGUUUGGUCUUCCUGAUGACACCAGUCAGCAUGGCUCGCGGUGUACGUCCCGGUACUCCAGUGCCAAGCCGUGCAGCAGGGGAGAGGUGAUAUUUCGGACUCUGGGUCCUGGUGGAUUAGUUGACCCCUACAGUCCAGAGGGCCUUUCCCAGCUGACCCUCACCAACCUCCGCCUCAGACUUCUCAAGGCUCAGACCUGCCCAUUAUCUGUUGCGCCUUCCACCUCUUCUUCCUCCAUCAGACUCUUCAAACCUCCUGCGGACCUGAAUCUUCCCCUUCUCCCUUCCCCCCAGCCCAGCUCAGAGGCCCCUGCCUCAGCUCCAUUUGCCAUUUACACUCUCCUGGCUCGGGGGACCUGUCUCUGUCAUGGCCAUGCAGAACACUGCUUACCCCACAGAGGUGGACAGGACACACUGAAGGACAUGGUGGCUGGCAGGUGUGUGUGCACUCACCACACAGCAGGAGAACACUGUGAAAGGUGUGGCCCACUCUACAAUGACCAGUCCUGGAAGCCAGCCAAUGGCAGCAGUGGGGAGCCACACCCGUGUCAUAAGUGUGAGUGUCACGGCCAUGCAGAGAGCUGUCAUUUCUCCAAGAGGGCGUGGCUGUCCUUGGAGGGCACCAGUGGGGGUGUCUGUGACGACUGCCAACACAAUACAGCUGGGCGCAGGUGCCAGCGCUGUCGCCACGGUUACCACCGCCAACCAGCCAUGCCCCUCAACUCCCCCCACAUCUGCACACGUUGUUGGUGUGACCCACUGGGCUCAUUACCAGCCAUCUCUGGGGAGGAGGGCCGAUGGUGCCACCCCAGGAGUGGACAGUGCCAUUGCAGACCUGGUGUGGGGGGAACAGGCUGCAACCAUUGCCUCCCUGGAUACUGGGGCUUUGGGGGAGAGGGGUGCAACCCCUGUGCUUGUCCCCAAAACUGUGACCCCCACACUGGGCUCUGCCUGGACAGCUAUGCAAAUAACCAGGUUUUAAAUAUACCUAUGGGAGGCAAGAUUCUUGCCAUGGACCAUGCCUUGACCACUGAGGGUGAGCCAGUGUGGUCAAAGCAACUGGCAGUCUCUGCCCUGCACUACACAGGGAAAUGCAGUUGUAAGGAGAGAAAGUUGAGGAGUGUCUCAGAUCUCUGCAAGACCAAAUAUGCCUAUGUGAUCAAAGCCAGUGUGUUGUCAGCUCAUGACAAGGGGAGCCACGCAGAGGUACAGGUCAAAGUUCGCAAGGUCCUGCGUUCAGGACAGGUGCCUCUCUCCCAGGGCACCCACAGUAUCUACCCCCUCUCCUGGACUAGCCGGGGGUGCACCUGCCCCAUCCUUAAUCCAGGUGUGGAGUACCUACUGGCGGGUCCAGAGGAGGUAGAGACAGAGCGGCUGCUGGUCACCAUGCAGAGUGUGGUGGUUCCCUGGACCCCUCAACUGGGGACCCACAUAUCGGAGGGCCUAAGGCAGGGCUGCCCAGAACACCCUCUCCAAACCAUUAACAGAGCAAUUUGAAAGGAAAUUGAGGGUUGUAUGACUGGUUCAAUAGAUAAUUCAGGAAAGGGACUGAAAGUCAGUGGAAAAGGCUUGACCGAGUGUCUUGACCAAUGACGGCUAUGGAAAAUCUUCCCCCUAAAAGACUACAACCCUGCCAUAUGAUGCAAAGAGGACUGACUGGAAUCUUUUGAGCCAUUCUUGUGAAGAUGAUUAAACUUGGGGGAAAUACCACACACAAACAUUUAAAAAAAAGCAUCCUUCUGGAAUCCAAUGAAUGUUUGGGUAGUCAUAUUUGAGCCAUUAUUUUCUGCAAGCCAGUGUUAACUAUCAGACACAACAAACCCUGGUAUACAAGCUUUACAGACUUUGUGUAUGUCAAAAGCCAUGCCUUUAAUGAUAACAUCAAAAUGCCUACUAGGUUCUAUAACAAUAUAUUACAUUCCAGUCUCUGCUUUUAGUGUACUAUAUAUUUAUCAGUAUCCAAUUCCAAUCAUUUAGUGUUCCAAUUAAAAUGCUAAAAAUACACCUACUUACUUAAAUAUUGAGGCACACAAGAGAGUGCACUGCUCUAGUCUGCAGCCUUCUUGGUGGGGAGUUUCCCAGGUCAGGCCACACUCCAUUUUCUUUUCUAUUGUUCUUCUCCAUGUCUCUCUUCAGCGUAGUGCAAUCGCAGGGUGCAGGUCUGGUGGUAAUCUAAGUCUACACAUCGCCAUCGCCUUUUCCAGCAACAAAUAGGGCCUACAAAGUACAUCAAAAGAUAAACCUGAGAAACUUAAGUGUUACGAAAAUGUAGCUAAUAUCUUAAUCCAAGGCUGUGUGUGUGGUGCAGUUUUACCAAAGAAUAAACUCAGGAUCCCUGAGGAAGAAUCACUUUCAAAGCAUCAUGGGCCAGUCGUAUAUAUGAAUAGGUAGCUUCAUUUGUGUUUGAAGGAUUUAAACAUAAGAUUAGAAAGGUGUGAAAGAGGAAAUUAGACAUGGUUCAGUAUUAACUUUAAUCAGGAGAGGUUAAAUAGGAGUAGCAGUCCAUUAAGGUUUAAAUUAUGUUUUAAAAGCAGGUGAAGGAAGCGCCUGUGGAUGGAUACUCAAGCUUUGCACAAUUUCAACAUUGACUAAAUAGUUUUUGUACAAUGAUUGCCUAGCACCUGUCUAGAUGCUACUGUAUAUAUAUACACUCACCAGCCUUUCUUCAUAAGAACAGGAGUUGUUGAUAAAAGCAGCCAGCACCAAACACAUUUGGCCUUUCAGAACCCUCUAACUAGAAAAGACAUACUUUUGUGUAUAGUGUAUGCGUACACCCAUUCAAAUUAGCAAAUUAGGCUAUUUCAGUCAUACCCUUUGCUGACAGGUGUAUAAAAUUGAGCACACAGCCAUGUAGUCUCCAUAGACAAAUAUUUGAAUUAGAAUGGCCUUACUGAAGAGCUUAGUGACUUCCAAUGUGGCACCUUCAUAGGAUGCCA
Molecule: messenger RNA, 3905 nt
Organism: Oncorhynchus mykiss (rainbow trout)
Lineage: Eukaryota; Metazoa; Chordata; Actinopteri; Salmoniformes; Salmonidae
Product: netrin-4
Biological process (GO): cell migration; substrate adhesion-dependent cell spreading; basement membrane assembly
Cellular component (GO): laminin trimer
Molecular function (GO): protein binding
Source: RefSeq, a predicted model, not a curated record